GAAGAGUUGAAUUCUCCUCUUUAAUUCUUGAGAAGUCGAUUGAGCGAGGAUAUGUCCUGACCAUUGGGCAGUAGCUAUGUCGGGAGAGAUCUCAGAAAUUGCAGAAGAAGGAGACGAUGAAGAGGCGUCGGUUGAUCAAUAUGAGGCUUUCGUGUGCUACAGAGGAGAGGAUACCGGGCAGGGUCUCGCAAAUGUCCUCCGUGAAUUUAUGGAGAGAGCCGGGAUCCGCUACUUCAGAGACCGUGACGAGCUCGAAUGUGGAGAUAAGAUCGCCAGGAUUAUACCGGCCAUCAAGAACUCGGACAUAUGUGUGCCGAUUUUCUCCAAAACCUUUGCCGCCAAAGCGUGGCCCCUCCGCGAGGUCGAAACAAUGGUGAAGCUGAAGAAAAAUAUCAUGCCGAUCUUUUACCAAGUCACAGCAGAAGAUGUUAAGCUAAAGACCGACUUAUACACGAACCAGCUGAAGGGGCUUGAGAAGCAGUACGGGAAAGCGCAAGUGAAGAAGUGGGAGGCAGCCCUCAGAGCGGUUCCUACUGUCAUAGGACUAGCAGUGGGGAGUACGGGCUUCACGGAGUUUUGCAAGGACUUCGUAGAGAAGGUUUUGGUCAAGCUGAAACCGAGAAAAAGAUUUGAUAUGGCUCCUUUGGUGGGAAUCGAUGGUAAAUUAGGGUCUGCAAUGAAAUUGUUGGACAUCGAAUCUACUGAUGAUGUACGGUAUCUUGGCAUCCAUGGAAUGGGUGGCAUUGGCAAGACAACUCUUGCUAAGUCCAUCUUCGACAGCAUCUCCGAUAGAUUUGAUGGUAGUGCCUUUCUUGAGGACGUGCGAGAGAUGUUAGCACUUCAUGGUAUAGAAUAUUUGCAAGAAAGGCUUAUAAACAGUCUUGACCCCAAGUCAGCAAGACGAUUGGAUUUACAUGAGAAGAUUAAAAGGAGCUUUCGCAAAAGGAAAGUGCUUAUUUUUCUUGAUGAUGUUGAUGAUUGGGAACAAAUCAAGAAACUUGCAGGAAAUUCCACAUGGUUCGGUCCAGGAAGCAGGAUCAUUGUCACAACCAGGAAGGUGGACGAGUUGAAAACUGGAGAUGGGAAACUAAACAAAGACGAUGUUUCGCGUUUGGAGAUGGAGAUACUAGAGUCUAAAGAUGCACUACAUCUUUUCAGUAGAUAUGCGUUUGAGAAAGAAUCUCCUCCUCCUGCUUUUAAAGAACUCUCUAUAGAAGCUGUCUCCACAACUGGUGGACUUCCUCUGGCUAUUACAGUAAUUGGAUCACUUUUUGCCACGUACAAGGAUCCUGAGGUAUGGAAAGAAAUCAUAAAGAGGUCAAAAGAUAUACCUCUGGAAGAGGUGAAGAAAAGGCUGAGGAUAAGUUAUGAUAAGUUAGACACAGAAGCAAAAGAAAUAUUCCUUGACAUAGCAUGUUUCUUUAUUGGCACCAAGAGAACAAAUCCAGUUUACAUGUGGGAUGCAUCUAAAUAUUACCCACUGUUCAGGCUUGAAAUCUUGUGUUCCAUGUCCUUGAUAAAGAUUCUGGAUGACGACCAAAUAUGGAUGCAUGAUCAACUCAGGGACCUUGGAAGGGAUAUCGUCCGUGAGAACUUGAACGAUCCGAACAAGCAUAAGAGAAUCUGGAUUCAUGAGGAAGCAUUGCAAGUUCUGAAGAGCAGAGGGGUAAAUGACAUAAAAUCUUACGAGCACCGUUAUUGUUCUUUACUUCAAUUUUUCUUUUUUUUUUCAGGUAAAAUCGCUCUUUACUUUCAUUUUAGGCAAACACCUCUGCUGCGUAACGGGCAUAUCUUUACUUUUAUGCAGGAGAAGGAAAGCCCUGAAGGACUGCGACUGGAGUCCUACGACCCCUAUGACCCCAUUGAUUUGAGAAUGGAGGGGAUUGGAAGGUUAACAAAAUUGAGAUUUCUCGAUGUGGGAUGGGCAAAACUUCCACGACACUUCCAAGAUUGUGUUCCAAAUUUAAGAUGGCUUUCUUGGCGGCAGCCAUCUCCUUCGGAGAUGUCCAAUUUUGCUUCAACAACUUUAGUCAUUCUUGACUUAUCCUCGAGUUACAUUAGUGAAGAGUGGGGCGGAUGGACACAGUUGCAGAAUGCAAAGAACUUGAAAGUUCUUGACCUUACGGGAGCUGACUGCUUGCAAAGGACACCUAAUUUCCCUGAGGGUAUGACUUUGGAGAGGUUAACUCUUAAGCGCUGCAGAAAUUUGGUUGCCAUUGACAGCUCCAUAGGCAAUCUAAAUUGCCUCAGGUACUUGAACCUUGAACAAUGUGAUUCUCUUUGUGGAUUACCCGAAGAAUUAAAUGGCCUAGUGAAAUUGACCGAGCUGACUGUAACGAAAAAGCACUUCAUGUCUUUCAACUUUCCAUCCGUCGAUAAUCUACUAGAGCUCAAGUGCGUGAAAUUGAAUAAUUUACAACUGGGGAAUUUUCCUGACUCACUGGGCGCACUAAGCUCAAUGGUUGAGUUGGACCUGACUGACACAGACAUUGUUCAAUUGCCUGAUGAGAUUGGAGGACUGGUGGAGCUUGAGAAGCUGUGUUUACGAAGCUGUAAAAAGAUGCAGAAAGUCCCUGAGGCACUUGGGGAAUUGAAAUCAUUAGUUUCUUUGGAUCUCUCGUCUUCGGGACUGGUUGAAUUGCCUUCUACCAUUGGUAAUCUACAAAAAAUUCUGUGCAUACGGUUAUCAGGUUGUGAAGAGAUGAGGACACUUCCCAGUUCACUUGGGGAGUUGAAAUCUCUCGUAGAGUUGGAUUUGAAAGGUACGAGUAUUGCUGAGCUGCCCCAAUCAAUUGGAGGAUUAGAGAAUCUGAAGCUGCUUCUUUUACACAGUUGUAAAGCAAUAAAGGAACUUCCGGAAACAGUUGGAAAGCUAAAGUCAUUGGUCAGGUUAGAUUUAUCGGGGACAGCAAUAACGGCGUUGCCUGACUCUAUCGAAGGCCUACAGAUACUAGAAGAGAUUUAUUUAAAAGACUGCAAAAAGUUGAGAAAAUUACCCGAAUCUUUUGGGGCAUUGAGGAAGCUCGAAAAGUUGGAUGCUCAAUCAGCUGAUCUUUCAGAUGGUCUCCCCAUGAAGAUUUCGGGCCUUUCCUCUUUGAGGUUCUUGAAUCUUUCAGGGUCCAAAGUACGUGAAUUGCCCUCCUCCAUCAGUCAGCUUUCCCAUCUCCAAACCCUCAAACUACAUUGUUGUCGCAAGCUCAAAUAUCAGCCCGAUCUCCCGACCAGUUUGACCCAGCUAAUUGCCAGAUCCAACUCACAGCAUAACUGCCCUCGCCUCUCCUAUCUGACAGGGUUAACAAAUUUGGGAGUGCAGGGCCAUCUCAACAUAGAUGCAAUCGGGAGCUUAUCCAAGCUGGCCAAACUAGAAUUACGACUUAGGACUAUCACCAGCCUACCUGCUGAAUUCGGAACCUUACUUCGGCUCAAGAGACUCAUGUUAGAUUGCCCAAACAUGGAGGAUGUCCCAAAGUUGCCCCCUAAUUUGGAGGAGAUGGUUCUAGAGCGUGCUAGGAGUGAUUUAGAUAUGCCGAAUCUUUCCAGCUUGAAGAAUUUACACACUUUAAGAGUCUGUAAAUGGUCGAAUUUCAGGGCUCUUCAAAGCCACAGAAUAAGGGUCAAAGAGUUGCGGUCGCUAGACAACGCUCUCUUGCUGCCCAUCCGCUCAAAGAUCACAAUUGGACUACAUCUUCCAGAAAGUUUGAGAAAUCUAACUGUAAGGAACUGUCGGGCACUUUUUCGGCUCCCUGACAUCUCAUGCCUGAAGAAUCUACUGAGACUUGAUAUUUCAAAGUGUCCAUGCCUAACCGAGAUUCCAGGCUUUGGGAAAUUGAAACGCCUGAAAUGUCUUGAUAUCUUUCUCUGCGAUUCCUUGAGAACGUUGGAGGAUCCGUCGCAGCUGAAAGAGCUGGAGAACAUCAACUAUCCUAUUAAUCUAGAGCAGCGAUGCAAACAAGCAUUUGAGAGUCGGUCGCAGCUGCAGACAGAGACUGCAAAAGAUGUUGCUCAGACAUUGGAAUCUAUUCUGGUCUCAGGGGAUGGAAAUUUUGUGGUCACCAAUGGAGGAGAAAAUGUCCAGGUUCCUCAUUUACUGGGCAAGAACAUCCUCCUCUACAUCUCUGCUCUUCAGAACCCUGCUUCGCAUCCUUUGUUUCCAAAGGUUGCCAAAGCAUACCACGAGAUCAAGGCAAGAGAUGAGGCCUUCGAAGUAAUAUUCAUCCCUUCCGAGCACGACCGAGUUGCCUUCAAGGAUUUGGAGGUGCCGUGGCUGGCUCUUCCUUCUGGUGACCCCAGGAUCUUAUCAUUGCAUAGGAAACUUGAGAUCCAGGAUAUGCCAGAGCUGGUAGCUCUAGGGCCAACUGGUGAAAUUAUCACCAAAAAAGGCAGAAGCCUUAUAGAAACUUAUGGGAGCGACGCUUAUCCCUUCACAAAUGAGCAUAUUGAGGAUAUGGUGAAUGGUUGGCCAGAGAAGUUGCCACACGCCCUGUGUGGCCAUGAGCUUCAACUCACCUACCGAGUCUCCUACAGAUGUGAUGGCUGUGAGCAAAUUGGAUCUGUAUGGUCAUACUUCUGUAAGAAGUGCAAUUUUGAUCUGCAUCCUUCUUGUGCUUUCAAAGAAGGGAAAUUAGGAAACCAGCAAGAGGACUCGGAGAAUAAUAAAAGUCCAAGGGGCAACCACAAUUUAUUCAGCGAGAUCAAAAGGGGUGUGAAGAUUGAAGCUGGAAGCUCAAGCUCAUCAAUCGAUCGGGCACAAGCUGAUUAUCCAGAAGUUCAAGCAUUUACGACGGAAAGGGUUAUUACAUCUAAUAGAAAUGGUCCUCCCCUUCAUAUUAGAUGCACUGUCAAGAAGAAUGAAGAUGGAAGCACCAGCUCAUCAGCCGAUCAAUCAGAUACAUCAGGAAUUGAAUCGUGUGAGGAGAUUUGUGAGGAAACUGUGGACGCUGUCCCUCUAACGACAUCCCCUGCUACUCCAUCACACUCUCAUGGAUACUGCAGGACUGAAACUGACCCUGCAGCACAUGCGGCUGCCACCAAGGAGACUGAGGAAGAUGAUGCUCAGCCCAACAUGGUUGAGCCUGAGGCUGGGGACAGAAUGGCCAGUAAAAGGGAAAGAAAUGAUUUGGUUGAAGAAGAAGGAGAUGAUGAUGAAGGAGAUGAGGGGAAGGAAGAAGGGGAAUGGAUGGAAGUACACGAAGAAGAAGAAGAGAAGGAUGAGGAAGAAAGAAAGGAGAAGAAGAAGAAGAAGAAGAGAAAGAGGAAGAAGGAUGAGGAAGAAAGAGAGAAAGGAGAAGAAGAAGAAGAAGAGAAAGAGGAAGAACCAGAGGAAGAGAACGAAGAAGCAAAUGAAAGGACUUUUCUUGAUCUGCAAGUGAAUGAUUCGCAUGCUGCUGUUGCUGCCAGUUCUGAGCCUGUGGCCACUGACUAUGGAUCAAACCCCCAGCCUGCUUCUCAAACUGCUGGAUCAUCAUCAUCUUCACCACAAGAGGUCACAGCAUUCUCCCCUCCUCCCCACACAGCGAGCCUGCUGGCCCAGCUCAAGCAGCUAACUUCUCCGUUUGGGGCCAAGGAGACUUCAUUAGCACAAGAGGUCCCCACUGUGACCGCUGUUGAGAAGGCAAAGAGAGAGCCGCUCCAGGUUUUCCAACGGCCGUUGACUGGCCUUAGCCAGGCUGGUCUGUCAUUGAUUGGUCAGGCUGCUGACGUCCUGCUAAAAGUGACUGGUCGAUCUGUCCACCUCCGAGUCGAACUACAACAGUUGCAACAGACUGCUACUUCGAUCUGGGAGGCUUACAAGCAGGACUCUCUUCCUCUGAGGCAGCCUACUCAUUUCAUACAAGAGCCGGAGGCGGCCCAGAAAUUGGCCUUGGCCAGAAGGGACAAAUUGCAAGAAACUGAGUCCAAGAAAGCGGCCAAAGCUGAGGAGAUCGAGGUGCUGAAGGCUAAACUAGCCACUGCUGAAGCAGAGUUCCAACGUCUCCAAAAAGAAGAGGAAGCAGCAAUCCAUUUUGCUGGGAGUCCACGUCGCCGGUCUGGAGGCCCACCUCAAAGUGGCUUCUCAUCAGAAGGACUGGAAGGACCUGCUGGAGAUGAUAAAGAGCCUUUGAUUGGAGGUCCAUGUGUUGGCCAGCAGAACAAUUUUGAAGGCCUACUUUUAGUUGGCAGCCAAGUAGGGGCCUGUAUAGUAGCCCAAAAAAAAAAAAAAGAAAUAAAUAGUGGCCCUGUCUUUUGAAUGUGAUUUUCUCUUAUUUCCUGAGACAUUGCAGUGGCCACCUGGCCUGCUACCCUUUCUAUACUUGGCUUGGCUUGGCUUGGCUUGGCUUGGCCUGGCCGUUAUCCGACCUGACUUGAUGAAGCUUUUGUCCCUUCCAUCUUUCUGUAGCUCCUUUUUCCUCAUU
This is a messenger RNA of Punica granatum (pomegranate), 6392 nucleotides long. The record is from RefSeq and is a predicted model, not a curated record. Lineage: Eukaryota; Viridiplantae; Streptophyta; Magnoliopsida; Myrtales; Lythraceae.